This is a messenger RNA of Priapulus caudatus, 1229 nucleotides long. Its product is annotated as protein argonaute 3-like. NCBI's taxonomy places the organism in Eukaryota, Metazoa, Priapulida, Priapulimorpha, Priapulimorphida, Priapulidae. The coding region runs from base 156 to 629 and encodes 157 amino acids. The record is from RefSeq and is a predicted model, not a curated record. The transcript is spliced from 2 exons.
UAGACAAGCUGGUUCAGCGCUCAAUCCACGCAGCUGCUCACGGCACAGCACAGAAUCUCUCCAAACACGUCGCUGAGGCACUGACACUGGUUUCCCGUGGCAGCAGUGGAGGAGGAGGAGGAGGAGGGGGAGACACGGAGACCGUCCCCGUACACAUGCACUGCAGGAGCGUCGUCAUCCCCAGUCUGCAGCCAGCAGGGAAGCAACAGAAGAGAUCCGCGGGGAAGGCACGGGAGGGAGGGACAGCGACGAGCCAGGAGGGAGCGACGGGGAGCGACGGGAAGGAAACGAUGGAAAAGAUCCCAGAGGGAGACAUCCAGGAAGAAACACUGCAAAAUUUCCAGGAUGGAGCAACAGGGAAUAUCGAAGAAGGAGCAGCAGGGAAUAUCGAGGAGGGAAUGACAGGGAAUAUCGAGGAGGGGUUGACAGGAGAGAUGCAGGAGGGAGGGACAGGAGAGGUGCAGGAGGGAGGGACAGGAGAGGUGCAGGAGGGAGGAACAGGAAGUAAGAAGAAGAAGGGAGCGGGAGAGGCCAUCGUAAUCAUCGCUCCCCUUCCCAAUUACUUCCUGCAGAGUCUGCGGGAGCUGGAGAUGGACGUCCGCUCGCUAGGUGGCGCUGACGACGCGUGAGUUCAUCCAGCUCGCUAGGUGGCGCUGACAACGCGUGAGUUCAUCCGGCUCGCUAGGUGGCGCUGACGGCGCGUGAGGUUGUCGCCUCGCUAGGUGGCGCUGACGACGCGUGAGUUCGUCCGGCUCGCUAGGUGGCGCUGAUGACGCGUGAUCGAUAGUAGGAGAAAUCAUCAAGAGACGGAAGAAGCAGAAGUGAAGAGCUGAUAUCUGUUUAUGAUGAUAUCUGUUUAUGAUGAUAUCUGUUUAUGAUGAUAUCUGUUUAUGAUGAUAUCUGUUUAUGAUGAUAUCUGUUUAUGAUGAUAUCUGCUUCAUCAUGCAUUUCGCCAUUGUUUGGUAUGAUAUAUAUGAUAUACAUACGAUAUGUACGAUAAAAUAUGAUGUGGCAUCGUGUGGUAAUGGUAUAAUAUGAUAUGAUACGAGUUGAUAUGAUAUGAUACGAUAUGACAUAAUAUGAUAUGAUAUGAUAUGAAAUCAAACGAUUUUUUUUGAGAUAAAACGUAAUAUGCUGAUAACCUCAUAUGGAUGAUAUAACGUAUCUAUACGUAUCUCAAAAAAAUAAGGUUUUUUCACAAAUAAACUGACUAGUCAGUGUGACACAGA